Molecule: messenger RNA, 2295 nt
Organism: Thyridium curvatum
Lineage: Eukaryota; Fungi; Ascomycota; Sordariomycetes; Thyridiales; Thyridiaceae
Exons: 8
Coding region: 1-2295 (764 amino acids)
Molecular function (GO): oxidoreductase activity
Source: RefSeq, a predicted model, not a curated record
AUGUACCGCCUCAUUGCACCUUGCAAUUCCUACCCGACCGUGAGCAGAGGUGAUUCUCGUACCUGCUUGGCAAGAACCGACACGAGCGACGUCACUAAUGAACGUACGCUACUCCCAGUCGUGGUCGCUCGUGGUUUGAGGGCUUGCACAUGGCGACCCGUUCCGUGGUCUGGCUUACCCCUCGCCAUGGCCAACGCAGGCGGACCGGACAUCCCUUUCGAUCCGUUGCAACCUGCCCUGGACGCGUGGUCAGACGCGUUCAAAGAAGGGCCUCAUAGUACUUAUCUCAUGAUAGAUAGGUUGAGAGAAUCACUUGAUCUCAGCGAUAAGGAUCUCGUCGAGGCACCGGGAGAACUCGGCAAGUGGUCCAAGGAGGCAUUCACAGAAGAGGACUGUUUCAACGGGCCCUUCAGAGACACAUGGUGCUUGCAGACCGGCAGAUGCACCUCUUUCGCCGUGAAGGUAGCGAAUCGAUUGGAAACAGCAUACCCUUAUGUCUUUCAAUUCCGGUACUUUGAUCUUGCUGGAAGGCACCGUGUGGCCCGCUGCGAAAGUACGGGAGUGUUGAUUGAUUCCGACUAUAAUGGAGCAGCUAUUCAGCCACUCAAUGCGACAUGGGAGAGCCGCCGUUUGGGAGUGACGGGACGGUGGAGGGAGCAUGGUAAUGUUUCUAGAUUUGAGAGCCAAGGGCAGGCAUCACGCUCAAUUCAGACGUGGCAAGCAAUGGGUACUUGCCUCGAAGAUGUGGCGCGUAAGGCAAUGGCUCUAUGUUACUUCCGCCGCUCAUACAUGCGAGAUGGUGUGCAGCCCGCUCGAAUUUCCAACCUGCGCCACCCUAGCAGGCUAAUCAGUGUUCGCGACCACCCUCCUUUGGUGGCAGCGGGUGGGGGUAGAGACCAGCUGUUCAGGAAGUUGAGCCUCAUCGCGGGCCGUUUCGCCCGUGCAGUGAUUCCCUCUGUUGCGCUGAACUCGGCAAGUGUAUAUAUAUAUCUCCCUGCCGCUGGUUCACACACCACGGGAACCUUCUCCCUCAACGGCCAGAAGACCUUGAAGGAAUUCCUAGAACGACACGACUUGCAGACUAGCGAGCAGGAAACAUGGGCCGACAGUCCGUGUUACGAUAUCGCAUGGAAUCCUUCCUUGGAUGCACACCUCGAACGGUCCAAGAAUCUCGCAGAUCUAAACCAAGACCUGCCAACAACUCUUCCUUCGGGUUACCCCAAAGUCAUUGAAUCUGGGCGUGUCUGGUCCGGGGCUGACUUUGAGGAUGACAUGGCUUACACUCACAAAUUGGAAGCGCAUGAUCUGGAAGAGAUUUCUGCCGCAGUCACACAUUUUCUUGCUCGAUCAGACAAUCCCCACGUCGAUGAGGUCUGCCCUGAAACAUUCAGACUGCCAAAGCUUGAGUCCAAGCUCAGAGACUUGACAAAGACGAUCCACGGAGGAGCUGGGUUUUGCGUUAUCCGUGGUCUAGAUCCUCACGCCUUUUCGCCACUUGAGCGCGUCAUUGCGUACGCUGGCAUCACUUCCUACAUUGGCAACACCCGAGCUUGUCAAGAUUCAGGCGGGAGCAAGAUCAUUCACAUCAAGGAUCGUGGGCGUACAUUUGAGGGUGCCGAAAUGCGGCAAGCUCCAUAUUCCAAUGUUGCUCAGCCCUUUCACAGUGAUGUUUGCGAUAUACUUGCCAUGUACGUGCAAGAGACAGCUGCAGACGGAGGGCACUUCAAGAUUGCCUCCUCUGGGAAAGUGUACAACGAGAUCGCACGACACCGACCAGAUUUGAUACAUAUGUUGUCAAAGGAUUGGAUCUUCAACAAGUUUUCUACUACAACACCAUCGUGGGAAAGUCGCCCUGUGCUCUUCAACUUUGGUCCCGUUCAUGGGCCCAGCUUUCAAUUCUCGCGCCGCCCACUUACCGGUUCACCUGUCGCGCCCUGGACACCAGGAGUACCCAGGAUGACACAAAGACAGGCUGAAGCUCUCGAUGCAGUGCACUUCACGGCUACAAGGCACCAGCUUGCGAUACAGGCCGAGCGAGGAGACAUCAUUCUCGUGAACAACCUCGCUAUCCUCCACGCUCGCGAUGCCUUCAUGGACUCUGCAAAGAAACAGAGGCAUAUCAUGCGCAUGUGGCUCAGGAACGAAGAGCUAGCUUGGCCAACACCCAACGCCCUGCAAGCUAUCUGGACACAGAAUUAUUCCAAGGAUUCACCGUGGCACAAGUCAUCUGUCUGGCACCUGGAGCCGCCCACUGUCCCGAAGAGACUGAUCUUCCAGAAGUUCUUGUGCUCCUGA